Molecule: messenger RNA, 1891 nt
Organism: Colletotrichum destructivum
Lineage: Eukaryota; Fungi; Ascomycota; Sordariomycetes; Glomerellales; Glomerellaceae
Product: Putative GPI-Mannosyltransferase II co-activator, Pga1
Exons: 2
Coding region: 204-929 (241 amino acids)
Biological process (GO): GPI anchor biosynthetic process
Cellular component (GO): mannosyltransferase complex; endoplasmic reticulum membrane
Molecular function (GO): mannosyltransferase activity
Source: RefSeq, a predicted model, not a curated record
CCAAAGUACUCCAUAUCCUUUAUCCACCACAACAUCAGACAGUUCACUUCACCAAGGUCGAUUGGUCUUCACCAUCAUCAACAACAAUAAUAACAGCAACAAUCCCCACUCGUCACGACGCUAACACAGGCAGACGUGGUCCCUCUUGGGUUGUACAAGAAAACUCUAGAGUCCGGUUGUUGCGUUAACAACCUGCAGCCGACAUGCGGUCUACAUUCGCCGCCGCCGCCCUCGCUCUGGCUUGCUGCCUCGACGUCGCCCACGCCAACACCGAAAAGACCAUCUUCCUCGGGCCGGAGACCGUGAACGUCCCGACUACACCGCCAACAAUUGAGGACCUUCGUCUGGAUGUUCUCACACCUGAUGACUGGAACAAGAGAAUCGAAUUGAAGGCUUCAUUCCCAACUGGAGACUCGCCCUUUGGAGCGACCACUUGGCUAAUUAUCACCAAUCUCACUCAAGGCCAGCGUUAUGAACUGAGAGUGUGCUGGGCGGCCACACAGCCCACGACCUUCACUCUCGACGUCUUCGAGCUGCCUACAGUGUGGGGUACGCCCGAGUUGAUUUCGUCGCUGGCAGACGACGCAUUUUCGCGCCAGUUCGAACAAGUCGACUCUGGCAACGGUGACAAGCCGUCGCAACGAAGGAAGCACGAGUAUGAAGCAUCGCUGCUAUUUGUCCGGGUUCAGGCAGCAGCAGACUACUUUACGGACAACGCCACACUCAUGACACAGGUCGAGCCCGUUAGUGUUGACCUCAUACUCGACCCAUUCUUGCUCAAUGCUUUGCCACGAUCAUUGCUGCCCACUGUCGGUUACGUCGUCGUCGUGGCGAUUUUGGCUUGGUUUCUAUCUAGACGCAUUCUUGUUUGGAUUCAGCCUGUGCUCGCCGCUGAAAGCAAGUCGGCUGAAAGGAAGAAGAGGAUGUGAACACGAAACUACCGUAUCGCGUCGCCAUCUCCAUGCAUUCAUGUCUUGCUCGGAACGAAAGGACUUCUAACGAGAGGAAUUCCACUGCGUACAAACGAUUCCAUGCUUCCUUGCAACAACAGACGCCCAAAAUACGUCAGGCAUCCCCGCCUGAAAAUAGCCAAGGAUGCAAAAGAAGGAUAUACAAUCUGAGUACCCUCCCGACAGACAUGCCCUGCAUUUUCCUCGAGCAUGUCUAAUUAGCGGAGUAUGAACACGCAAAGUGCCAGAGCCCAGGCGCUGGAAAGACGCCAGAAAUCGGGACACGCCUCACCUGGCUCUGUUGCACUGUCUGACUAUGCUAGUCGCAGCAUCACUCAGUAGUGGUUGCCAUAGCUGGGCGUCUGCUGAGACGGAUUGCUGCCGUAGGACGCUUGGCCAGGGUAUCCUCCGGUCUGAGGGCCUUGGGAAGCGCCGCUGCUGUAUGUGGCCGGGUUAUAACCACCGUACUGCGGUUGUUGUUGCUGGUGCUGGUGGCUCGAGGGGGUACCAUAGCUGGGCUGUUGGCCGUACGAUGGAGGGCCGCCGACAGGCGGAGGGGGGUAUGAUUGAGUGUGAGAUAGUUGGGGCGGCGCGCCGUAAGAUGGGUUUUGAUGAGGCUGACCCUGGUUUGGCGGAGGGGGGUACUGGUUAGGCGGAGGAGGGUAUGAUUGCUGGGAAUGGUUCUGGCCUUGGUUCGGCGCUGGCGAGUGGUAAGAACCGCCCGAUGGCGCAGACGAGUGCUGAUUAUGCGAAGAGGAACCAGGAGGCUGGUAUGAGGUGGGAGGGGCCUGGCCGGUGUAGCCGCCGCCGCCGCCGCCACCACCACCACCGCCCCCAGAAGCAUUGUUGGAGUAUCCGAAGUCGUUGCCCUAUAGGUUGAGGUCAGCAAUGCGCGCCGAAUGCAAUCAUCCGCCCUGACAUACACCAUGAUUUUGUUUGCC